GAGGGGAGGGGACUGCACGGCGCAGGAUCAUGGAUUUUCCAGGACAUUUUGAGCAAAUCUUUCAACAGCUAAACUACCAGCGUCUUCAUGGUCAACUUUGUGACUGUGUCAUUGUGGUGGGGAACAGGCAUUUCAAAGCCCAUCGCUCUGUUUUGGCAGCAUGCAGCACACAUUUUCGAGCUCUCUUUACUGUGGCAGAGGGAGACCAGACCAUGAACAUGAUCCAGCUGGACAGUGAGGUAGUAACAGCUGAGGCCUUUGCUGCUCUGAUUGACAUGAUGUACACCUCCACACUCAUGCUUGGAGAGAGCAAUGUUAUGGAUGUCUUGCUGGCAGCUUCUCACUUACAUUUGAACUCUGUUGUUAAAGCAUGUAAACACUACCUUACUACAAGGACGCUGCCAAUGUCGCCACCUAGCGAUAGAGUUCAAGAACAAAAUGCACGCAUGCAAAGAUCUUUCAUGCUUCAGCAGCUUGGACUGAGUAUAGUGAGCUCUGCAUUAAAUUCCACCCAGAGCGCAGAGGAACAACAAAAUACUAUGAGCUCAUCAAUGAGAAGUAACAUAGAACAACGCACUACUUUUCCGAUUCGGCGUCUCCACAAACGGAAACAGUCUUCUGAAGACCGGGCCAGACAGCGAAUCAGGCCUACCAUAGACGAGUCCAUCAUUUCAGAUGUUGUCCCAGAGAGCGGGCAGUCGGUAGUUCAUUCACGGGAAGAAUUUUUUUCACCAGAUUCACUGAAGAUUGUGGACAAUUCUAAAGCUGAUGUUGUGACUGAUAAUCAAGAGGAUAACACCAUUAUGUUUGAUCAGUCUUUUGGUCCCCAAGAAGAUGCCCAAGUGCCCAGUCAGUCUGACAACAGUGGAGGAAACAUUUCGCAAAUGUCCAUGGCAUCUCAAGCAACACAAGUGGAAACUAGCUUUGACCAAGAAGCUACUUCUGAGAAAAACAACUUUCAGUGUGAAAAUCCAGAGAUCAGUCUAAAUGAAAAAGAACAUAUGAGGGUGGUGGUUAAAUCCGAGCCCUUGAGUUCCCCAGAGCCUCAAGAUGAAGUGAGUGAUGUCACUUCCCAAGCAGAAGGCAGUGAGUCUGUUGAAGUGGAAGGAGGAGGAGUCAGUGCAGAAAAGAUAGAACUGAGUCCGGAAAGUAGCGAUCGUAGCUUUUCUGACCCCCAAUCUAGUACUGAUAGGGUUGGUGACAUCCAUAUUUUGGAGGUGUCGAAUAACCUGGAACACAAGUCUACUUUCAGUAUCUCAAAUUUUCUGAAUAAGAGCCGAGGUGGCAAUUUUGGUGCUAAUCAAAAUGAUGACAACAUUCCAAAUACAACCAGUGACUGCAGAAUGGAUGGAGAUGCCUCUUAUUUAAUGAGUCCAGAGUCUGGGCCUACUAAUGGCCAUUCCUCUGCUACUGUCUCUCAUGUGGAGAAUCCAUUCAAUGAACCUGCAGACUCUCACUUUGUUAGACCUAUGCAGGAUGUAAUGGGUCUUCCAUGUGUACAGACUUCUGGAUACCGGGCAGCAGAACAGUUUGGGAUGGACUUUCCAAGGUCUGGCUUGGGACUACACUCUUUAUCAAGGGCAAUGAUGGGCUCUCCAAGAGGUGGAGCUAGUAACUUUCCCGGCUACCGUCGCAUAGCCCCCAAAAUGCCUGUUGUGACCUCUGUUAGGAGCUCCCAAAUGCAAGAUAGUACAUCUAAUUCCCAGUUAAUAAUGAAUGGGACCAGUUCCUCUUUCGAAAAUGGGCAUCCUUCCCAGCCUGGUCCACCACAGUUGACCAGGGCAUCUGCUGAUGUUCUUUCAAAAUGUAAGAAGGCCUUAUCUGAGCACAAUGUCUUGGUUGUAGAAGGUGCUCGCAAAUAUGCCUGUAAAAUCUGCUGCAAGACUUUCUUGACCUUAACAGACUGUAAGAAGCACAUCCGUGUGCACACAGGAGAAAAGCCUUAUGCCUGUUUAAAGUGUGGCAAACGGUUCAGCCAGUCCAGCCAUUUGUAUAAACAUUCCAAAACUACUUGCCUCCGGUGGCAGAGCAGCAACCUGCCCAGCACUUUGCUUUAA
This is a messenger RNA of Emys orbicularis (European pond turtle), 2057 nucleotides long. It is a transcript of the gene ZBTB5, whose product is annotated as zinc finger and BTB domain containing 5. The transcript has 2 exons. Gene Ontology annotation, biological process: regulation of transcription by RNA polymerase II. Gene Ontology annotation, molecular function: protein binding; DNA-binding transcription repressor activity, RNA polymerase II-specific. Lineage: Eukaryota; Metazoa; Chordata; Testudines; Emydidae. Bases 30 to 2057 code for a protein of 675 amino acids. Gene Ontology annotation, cellular component: nucleus. The record is from RefSeq and is a predicted model, not a curated record.